Molecule: messenger RNA, 2007 nt
Organism: Durusdinium trenchii
Lineage: Eukaryota; Dinophyceae; Suessiales; Symbiodiniaceae
Source: the annotation of a GenBank genome assembly
AUGUACCCGGAGGAUGUGACCAUUCCGAGUGAAGAGAUGGGUGAAUUCUAUGCCAAGAUGGGCUUCCAAGGGGUGCGCCCUGAUGAGGCGGGCAAAGCCUUCCACAUCAGCUGCAUGUUCCCAGUGAGCGACUUGGCUCAGAUCCCCGACCCACUGGAUGAUCGAAAUUGGAACUGGCACGAGUCCGACAAAUACAUCAACGCCAUCCUGCGCGCCGGUCUGGCGCCGUUCCUGAAGAUCCCAGUGUUGUCUUGGCAGUCCACGCGUCUCACAGGGCUUGCCUACUGGGACGAGACUUUGCAAGAGACAGUGCAGAAGAUCCCUCCGGUGAACUAUGACAACUGCGCCCCCUGGCCCAGCGUCUCUGGCGUGAUCAACCAGGUUGGCCCUCAGCUGGUCAUGAAGAUUGUGGAGCGUUACAAUGACUUCAACAAAUUCCCCGUGCCCGGUCGUCCUGGCCAGGGUGCAUUGGUCCAUCCGGUGGUAAAACCGGAUUCCUUGUUCAGUCUCCAAUCGGCUGCGAUCGGUCCCGGCCAGAUGCACCAGGCGAAAUCAGACAAAGGCACCUUCAAAGGCUUCAAUGGCGUGGAGCUCAUGAACGAGUGGCAGAUGAUGACCUGCUUCCCCAGCAGCGUUUUCAUUCCGGGCUCCUCCUUGUGCGAUCAGGAGGUGACCGAUCAGAUUUAUGCCGAUUACUGCUUCGCGAAGCCCUACCAGUGGAGCUCCCGCUAUUGGGACGGCACUCCGGAGGCUGCCUGGGCCUUCUAUGCCAACAGUGCCAAGGCGUUGAAGGAGAACCCCAAGACCCAGAAGGUCCGCGUGGGAGGCCCUGCGACUGGAACCAGUUCAUCCUUUUGGCCUUGCCAGGUGUUCGAAGGCAUCGCGAAGAAAUGGGUGGUGGGCUUUCUAAACGAAAUCAAACGUGUUGGAGCCCCGUUGGACUUCUUCAGCUUCCACUACUACGAUCAGGGCCAAGGUCAGAACAGCUCAAUGCCCUUGACGGUGCCCAUUGAGAAGUUCCGGACCUUGUUGGACCAGAUGGGAUUCACUGAGACGGUCUUAGCCAUCACUGAGUACAACGCACCCUUCGAGCUGGGCAAUGAGACCAAAUUCGUGGGUUCGGUGAUGGGCGCGGCGGAGAACGCUGCCAAGCUGGUGCAGAUGGUGAACUGGGAUGUUCAAGCCUCCUUUAUCUACACAGGCCGCGAUGGAGCCUUUGAGCCUGGCAAUCCCUACAGUUUCCCCCUGGGUUGUCCCUACAACUGGACCUCCGACAACCCAGCGUGCCAGCCACAAGCGUCGCAAGUGUCAGAAUUUGUAAUGGAUGCGAUUGAAAGCCCUGAAGGCGUCUUUGUGAAGGGCGAUGAUGGUGGUAAGGCGGUGGCCUAUAUGAAAACCCAUGGAGUAACUGGCUUUGCUGGAUGCACGCCUCGUGAUGUCCUCAUGUGGAACCUCAACGGUUCCUAUUUGCCGCAGGGCACCUGGGACCAACGCUGCUCCCGGGCCAACCUGGGCGAGGUGACCAACCUUGGAGCGUGUGCCAAUAACAUGUGCUCCUUUGGGCCUAAAAUGUCUGGCAUGGGGAGCGCCUUCAGCAAUGGACGUCCAACGCCCAUGGGGGCCCUUUGGCGCUUGUUCCGCACCGCUGCCGGCGCUUGUGUGGUGCAGCCCUCCCAGAACGGUGCAAACCAGCUGGCUGCGGCACAGGUCUAUUCACUGGCCUGGAAGGUCAAAGGGAAGGACAUCGUGAAGCUGCUGCUGGUGAAUCCCCAGUGGACGAGCAGCAGUCCCAUCAAUCCUUCGACCUUUUUCCCCCGCAUGACCCUCUUGAAUGUCAAGGAGUUGGUGCAAUCGUACACAGGGGAGAACGCCAUUGACGUGAGUGUUUGGAAAGGGUACACUUCUCAGCGUCGCUUGUUAGGGGCUUCACAAUCUUUGGAAACGAAUAAUGGCGGCCUUACUCUCCAGCCCUUCCAGUCCUUGGUCUUCAACUUUCGCAUGUCAUGA